Molecule: messenger RNA, 1986 nt
Organism: Brenthis ino (lesser marbled fritillary)
Lineage: Eukaryota; Metazoa; Arthropoda; Insecta; Lepidoptera; Nymphalidae
Source: the annotation of a GenBank genome assembly
AUGGAGUACGUACAAAUAUCUGAUGGGCAAUACACAAAAACAAUUUAUUCUAUGAUAAAAGAGUCUAGAUAUGAAGACGCAAUCAAAGCUCUUAACGAUGCAAUCAACUUCAAACCCAACAGAGCUGGACUUUCUCUACUUGGCUAUUGUUAUUUCAGAACCCAAUCUUUCGUUGAAGCAGCCAAUUGCUAUGAACAACUAUCUGCCAUGCACCCUGAUGUACCAGAGUAUAAGCUGUACUUUGCUCAAGCAUUGUAUGAAGCAUCCAUGUUCGACGAGUCCUACAAAGUAACAAUGCAAAUUUCUGCUCCAGAAUUGGAAAAAAAAGUAACAAAAUUACAAUCUGCUAUAAAGUAUGGUGAAGAAGAUACCAUAUCUGCAAGAAGCUUAGUCGAUUCCUACCCCCAAGAUGAUCCAGACAAAGAUAUUAACUUAGGGUGUCUGUUAUAUAAAGAGAAUCAAUAUGAGGAAGCGUUACAAAAGUUUUCAAGGAGCCUCAAUAUAUUGGGAUUCAAUGCGCAUUUGCAUUACAAUGUGGCGCUCUGCUAUUUCAGACUAAAAGAAUAUCCCCAAGCUUUAAAGCAUAUAACAUUAGUCAUUGAAAAGGGAAUCCGUGAUCACCCAGAACUAGCGGUCGGUAUGCAGGCUGAAACUUCGGAAGUGAAAUCUGUUGGAAAUACUUUAACUCUUCACGAGACCGCUUUAACUGAAGUCUUUAAUUUAAAAGCUGCUAUCGAAUACCAAUUAAAAAAUAUAGAGGCAGCAAGAGAAGCACUGUCAGAUAUGCCUCCUCGACAUGAACAUGAGCUAGAUGCUGUUACAUUGCAUAAUCUAGCUCUUACAUCUAUUGAUGUGAAACCAACUGAUGGCUUCGAAAAACUACACUUUUUAUUACAGCAAGAUCCGUUUCCACCAGAAACAUUCGCCAAUUUACUCCUCUUAUAUUGCAAGUUUGAAUAUUAUGAUCUAGCUGCCGAUAUUUUAGCUGAAAAUGCACAGUUUACAUAUAAAUACCUAACACCUUAUCUAUAUGAUUUCUUAGAUGCGAUCAUAACUAGUCAAACGUCACCUGAAGAAGCUUUUCAAAAAUACGAAGACAUCGCCUCGAAACAUGCAGAACAAUUGAGAAAACUGACUAAAGUCGUACAGGAAAGUCGCUCUCAAGGUGAUAAUGAUCAAGUAAAAAAAGCCGUAGUUGAAUAUGAAGAAGCGUUGGAAAGAUAUAUUCCUGUUAUUAUGGCUCAAGCUAAAAUAUAUUGGGAUAUGGAAAACUACGGUCAAGUCGAAAAGAUAUUUCGUAAAUCAGUAGAAUUUUGCAACGAAUCCGAUGUCUGGCGCUUAAACGUAGCACACGUGCUAUUUAUGCAAGAAAAUAAAUAUAAAGAGGCAGCAAGUUUUUAUGAACCAAUUGUCAAAAAACAAUAUGACAACAUUCUAGACGUAAGUGCAGUUGUGUUAGCAAAUCUAUGUGUCUCAUACAUUAUGACCUCUCAGAAUGAAGAGGCUGAAGAUAUUAUGAGAAAAAUAGAAAAGGAAGAAGAGCAGCAAAUAUUUGAAGAUCCUCACAAAAAAUUCUACCAUUUGUGCAUCGUCAAUUUGGUUAUAGGUACCUUAUACUGUGCUAAGGGAAAUUUUGAGUUCGGCAUAUCCAGAGUGAUCAAAUCAUUAGAGCCCUUCAAUAAAAGAUUGGGAACUGACACCUGGUUUUACGCGAAGCGCUGUUUUUUAUCGUUUUUAGAGAAUUUGGCUAAGCAUCUAAUUGUAGUUAAAGACAACACAAUUAAAGAUUGCCUACAGUUCCUCGAAGGAUCUGAAACUUACGGAAGGCGAGUGAGUACGGUUAUAGAAACACCGUUCCAAGAAGAAGACGCCAAUAAUAAAGCUAAGCAGACCGUAACUUACGAAGCUCGGCUUUUACGUUACAUGUUCUUUAAAUUGCGCGGCAUUGAUAACUCUGUAACGAUAAAUAAGUACGAAGAUUUAAAA